AUGUCGUUUGGUUAUUCCGUCGGAGACUUCAUACUGCUCACACAACUAGCGUACGGAGUCGUCCAAAAUGCACGCAAAGCCUGCGGCGCUCAUCAUGAACUCGCACGAGAAAUCGGCGGUCUCCAUAUCGUCCUAGGACGGGUUGAAGUCGAGGUGUCGAAGCCGGAUUCCAUUCUCAAUAACAACGAAGACAAUCGAAGGAGGGAGCUGGAAAAGUUGGCAAGACACUGCGAGAGGAUCUUGAGGGUCUUGAAGCAGAUUUUGGACAAGUAUAAUGCACUGUCGGAGGAAAGGAGGAGUGUCACGAAGCUCUGGCAGAAAGUCAGGUUUGGCAAUGGAGAGAUGUUAGAUUUGGGGAAGAUUAGGUCGGAACUUGCAACACAUACACAGGCACUUAACAUGUUCUUGAACUUGUUAUCUAUUGGAUCACAGGGAAAGGUGGAGAAGUAUAUGGAUUCCCAUGGCGAAGAGCUUCGAGACAUCAAGCACUCUCUGCAUUGGGUCACUUCUUCUAUGCAGGCUAAGAGUCAUGAAGAGAAGUCGAUUCUGACAACAUACGGAGAUGACGACAAAGCGAUAUGGAAGGCGUUUCGAAGAGAGCUCAUUGAGGAAGGAUUCUCCGGGCGAUUGUUGGACCGACAUAAGAGUACCAUCAAGAAUUAUGUGAUGGAACUUGGAGAAAGAGGUGCUUUGGAUGAACCUAUCCAGCAAACACCAGAAGAAGAUAUCGAAGCUCAAAGCAUGUCACCCCCCGAACGACCAAGCUCUCCAGUAUUCUUGGACUCCAGUUCUGAUUCGGGAGAACUUACUGACUCCGAAGCUGAAGACGAGCAAGCUGGUCAAGGUGUUCUUACGCAUCUGGAAGAAUUAUCAAGCCCCACUGCUGGCCAACAAAUGGAGGAAGCCCACAGCAGUUCCAGCAGCCAAAAUGAGAGUGACGAAGAUAAUGACCAGGGAUGCUUUACACCUCUAAGGCCGCCCACCAAUACUUUUGCUACAACGGCACUACCGAGCAAAUGCACCAGUCCUUCCGAUAACAAUUCAGACAAAGACUCGAUCCCGUUUGAUAGGAUGGCUAGUCAGAAAAUCGAAGACCAUAAUGCACCACAACAAACUUGCAAAUCGACCGAUGGAGAAUAUAGGGAGAGACAUGGCUUAUAUAGACCGCGUCGCGAAGGUUUGAUUCUCAAAGUAUUUGCAACUACGGGCUAUGCUAACCCUAAUUUACAGUUCACUUAG
Lachnellula hyalina is the source of this 1239-nucleotide messenger RNA. RefSeq lists its product as uncharacterized. The transcript has a single exon. NCBI's taxonomy places the organism in Eukaryota, Fungi, Ascomycota, Leotiomycetes, Helotiales, Lachnaceae. The record is from RefSeq and is a predicted model, not a curated record. Bases 1 to 1239 code for a protein of 412 amino acids.